AUGGGUCACUCUAGAAACUCCUACACUAUUCCGUCGCCCAUUUCACUGACAAGUGUCUUCUCCUCAGGCGUCCAUCCGUCUCAGCCACCUCCUCCGUGCGGCUUCGUCUUAUGGUCUAGUGUGGAGAGAAGAUUGAGACCGAAAUCUUUGUUCCCAGAGAAAUCAGUUACACUUCAUAACAAAUGCUCGCACUCCGUUUGGCCGGGAAUACAACCCAGUGCCGGAAAACUCCUUUUGGCUCGCGGAGGCUUCAAGCUCCCGCCCAACAUGUCCCACGCUCUAAAGCUUCCCCCUCUCUGGUCCGGCCGCUUCUGGGGCCGUCACGGCUGCGCCUUCAAAGCCUCCGGCCGCGGUCCCUGCAAAACCGGGGACUGCGGCGGCUCCCUCUUUUGCAAUGGCACCGGUGGCACCCCUCCGGCCACCUUCGUGGAGUUCUUUCUAGGCAAGCAUCACGACUCUUACGCCAUCAGCCUUGUCGACGGCUACAACCUGCCUGUCUCCAUCACCCCGUACGGGGGAUCUGGGACAUGCGGCGACGUCAGGUGCGUGAUGAGCGACCUCAAUCUGAUUUGUCCGGCAGCCUUGCAGGUGAGGUCUCACGACAAGAGAGCGCUGGUGGCCUGCAAGAUCGCCUGCUCUGUUGAUAGGGACGCGGAAGCAGAAUCGGUUCAUGCAUUGUUUGUUCAUCCAAAUCAUUUCGAGCAUUUUGGGUUCGUUCUUCGUCCUCCAUAUUAUUUCGAGGAUACCUAUUGUGUUCGGUAUGCAGUUGCACAUAUAGAGGAAACCCUUGAAGAGGUAGCUCAAGUCGUGUUUAACAUGUGGAUAGCAGCAGUAGUUAGACUCAAUUAG
This is a messenger RNA of Prosopis cineraria, 849 nucleotides long. Its product is annotated as thaumatin-like protein. Bases 1 to 849 code for a protein of 282 amino acids. Gene Ontology annotation, biological process: defense response. The record is from RefSeq and is a predicted model, not a curated record. Gene Ontology annotation, cellular component: extracellular region. NCBI's taxonomy places the organism in Eukaryota, Viridiplantae, Streptophyta, Magnoliopsida, Fabales, Fabaceae. The transcript has 5 exons.